Messenger RNA from Dibothriocephalus latus, 660 nucleotides. The record is from the annotation of a GenBank genome assembly. NCBI's taxonomy places the organism in Eukaryota, Metazoa, Platyhelminthes, Cestoda, Diphyllobothriidea, Diphyllobothriidae.
AUGUUCGAGGCUCGUCUUCAGCAGGCGGAUGUCUGGAAGAAAAUAAUCGAUGCCGUGAAAGACCUCGUCCAAGAAGCUACUCUUGAUUGUUCCGAUAGUGGAAUAAGCUUGCAGGCCAUGGAUAGUGGAACUGACUCGGUCACUCUUAAGGCUGGAGAUCAGGCAGACACUAUCACUUUUCUUUUCGAAUCUCGGAACCAGGAGAAGGUAUCCGAAUUUGAAAUAAAAUUGAUGGAUUUGGAUGUUGACCAUCUAGGAAUUCCGGAAACAGAUUACAAGUGUGUUAUAAAAAUGCCUGCUUCUGAGCUCCAAAGAAUAUGCAGAGAUCUUGGUCAAAUUGGCGACUCAGUUGUUAUUUCUGUUGCGAAGGAUGGCGUGCGCUUUAGCUCUACUGGUGAUCUUGGUUCUGGAAACAUAAAGCUUGCUCAGACUGCCAACGCUGAUAAACCGGAAGAGGCAGUGUCAAUAGAAAUGAGCGAGGCCGUCAGCAUGACAUAUUCCUUGCACUACUUCAACAUCUUCGCUAAGGCCGCACCACUUUCCAGUCAAGUGACGCUUUCUUUGACUGAGAACGUUCCCGCAGUUGUCGAAUUCACGAUUGACGAACUGGGUUACAUCCGCUAUUACCUGGCUCCGAAAAUCGAAGAUGACGAGUCAUAG